Molecule: messenger RNA, 651 nt
Organism: Pygocentrus nattereri (red-bellied piranha)
Lineage: Eukaryota; Metazoa; Chordata; Actinopteri; Characiformes; Serrasalmidae
Exons: 5
Coding region: 1-651 (216 amino acids)
Source: RefSeq, a predicted model, not a curated record
AUGCAUGCAGUAGAAGAGACUGACCUUAGCGGCACGUUCUUUGUAGGCAUGGUUGGUCAUGAUGAUUCCACACUGGGGCAUACUCAGCAGACCAGCAUAGAGUCUAUGCUCCUCACUGGAUUCACCACAGCUGUGCCGGAUCACGGAGAGGAGUAUCUCUCACACCCGCAUUGUUUGGGGGCGUCGACUGUGAUGGGUCAUCCGGGAGAGAAUGCCACCAUUGGCUGUUCCUAUCCGGAGGGGCUUGAAGAGCAUGCCCAGCUCUUGAUCAGGCCGGACAUUAGAGAUGCACAGUCUCUGAAAGACAGAGUGGCCGUCUCUGAGGACAGAUCAUCCAGAGUUCUCAACGUGAACAUCAGUGACGUGAGAGAAGAUGAUGGAGGACUUUAUUACUGUGUGGCUGUGGCUGGAGGGACACUGCUCAGUUACGUGUUCUUCUCUAAGGAAAUUCAGCUACAGGUUAUUGGUUCCUCCAUCAUCAUCAUCACCAUCAUCAUCAUCAUCAUCAUCACCGUAUGUAUCUGUGCAGCUCUGUUGCUGAUUGGAGGAUCAACACUCAUUUUCUACAAACUGAGAUGCAAGAAAACGCAAAACUUCGCCGACGUCAGCAGACAACCAGAUACACAUUAUGUAGAUGAAGUAAGCAGAUGA